AUUAGCAAGCCUAAUUCUUUCGGUGUGAUAAUUGUACUACUGUUCUGGUGGUGGCAGAAGGGCUUUGUCCCAAUUUUGUGAAAGUUUGAGUGAAAAUUGUGAUUAGAUCGCGUCUGGUGUUUAGGGCGCGUCAAUGAUGCCGCGUAAAUCUCCCAUAAUUCCCUAACUUGACGUCAAUAUGGCGGACGAACUUGAAAGUAAGUAAAACGCGUCUAGUUUGAUAAAUUCCGGAGAAAUUCGAGUGUUUUGGUUGUGAAAAUUGCCCCAGAAUUAAUCUUUGGGCCUUUGUCGAGUGAAUCAGAUUCAGGGUUCAGAAACGGGCGCAGAAUGACGAACGAGCAGGGGGUCACUGUCAAGCAGGAGGUGACGGACGAGGAGGACGAGUCCGGGAUGGACGUCGACGAUGAUGUCCCCACGUUGGGGCCCGCGGCUCUGGGCCUGCAGAGAGUGGGUGCUCCAGCUGCACCUAAACCGCCACCCACUCAACCAACGCAAGUCCUAAACGCCCGUGGUAUGCCUGCAAGGAUCAGGAAGAAAAAUAAACUGUUUUACGACGACGAUAUCGUCAACACGCCACAUCACAGGGUACCUUCUGCGAAAAAAAUGAAGCAAACGCCUGUGAAAAAACCCAAAGUUAACACUCCCACGAAAAGUUUCAAAGAAACGCCCAAGAGAAACACACCGAGGGACGUCAAGUCGCCUCGGAAUAUUUCACCACCGCCCCUUCAAUCGCCCGAUCGGAAAAUCGGGCAGAAAAUCGGACUCAGAUUGAGAAAUGUGCUCAAGUUGCCCAAGGCACACAAAUGGGUCUGCUACGAGUGGUUUUACAGCGAUAUCGACCGGUGUUUGUUUUCGGGGGAAAAUGAUUUUAGUAUCUGUCUAAAGGAGUCGUUUCCUGAGUUAAAAACACGAGAGCUGACGAGAGUACAAUGGACCAAAAUUCGAAGAAUGAUGGGGAAACCCCGACGUUGCUCUCAAGCUUUCUUUCACGAGGAGAGAUUAGAAUUGGAGAAAAAACGGAAAAAAAUCAGAGCGUUACAACAGAGGAAAGCCACCGAACUUUCGAGUUUUAAAGACUUGCCACCUGAAAUCCCCAUGCAAUUGGUUAUCGGUACAAAAGUAACAGCCAGGCUUAGAAAGCCACAAGACGGAUUAUUCACCGGAAGCAUUGACGCUGUGGACACCUCAAACAACACCUACAGAAUAACAUUCGAGCGCCAGGGAUUAGGCACACAUUCUGUGCCUGAUUAUGAAGUUUUAUCAAACGAACCACCCGAAACCCUCUCGUUGUCCAGCUUCCAGAACAAGUUCAGACCCUGGAACGGGAUCACAACAUACGCGGCGAAAAUCUCCCCUUACACAAACCUAAAAUUCAAGAAAGAUCCCUUACUGUCGGGUUCGAUGAUCAAUAAGCCCAUUUUCCCGCAGGAGGAGGGCCGGAUAGGGGGAUACCCGACCAAACUUUUGGAAAAAAUGGUCUUAAUCACGAAAAUCCUCAGCGUCAAGAGGACGAAAAUCAGCGAACUGAAGGGCAUGAACGCCAAGGCGGAGAAAUUUAAUUCGUUUCAUUCGGAGAUUCCUGAAGAGUUUCAGCGGAAUUACGCCUGCAUUUUGAUCGAUCUUGAGAAGUUAAAUCACGAUUUGCAGCUGUAUCUGGAUGAUGUUCAGGCGCUCUGCCAGGAAAUCGCCCCUGAGCCGAGCGUGGCGGCGAUGCUGGCGCCAAGCCAUUUGAGGGAAAAGUGCCGAGAAGAGGCCGCUGAAAUUGUACAAAGACAGAAUUCGAUCAUUUCGGCCGACAAGGAUCCAGUUAAGAAUAAAUCGAUUCUGGAACUCAUCACCGAUCUCACGGCUUUGAUGUUGCAAGUAAAAAGUUUGGCCGAUUCGGAUCAAAACGCAUACGAAUUGCAAGUGCUCCAAGGCACGAUGGAACAAAUCAAGAGGAAGUUGACGCCAAGUAAUCAACUAGUGUUCCAGAACUCCGUCGAAAUUCACAUGAAACACAUUCAAGUCGGUCUCGGGCAAAAUUUAGAUAAAAAACUCGCCAUAAAUGGAAUUUCCAAACUAUGAUACUUUUUUUCUUUAAAAAUGCAGGUUUUUAAAGCAGAAUGCUGUGCAAUACUAUAAUGGCCACAAUUUCGAUUUACACGUCUCGUUUUAUCUUACUGUUUACCGCGGGUUUUAUUUAUAAUUACUGUAUUUUUGUGGGUAUUUCACAGAAUGUGUAUAUUUUACUUGUGUAAUUAAUAAAAAUGUAUAUAUGAGGCA
Tribolium castaneum (red flour beetle) is the source of this 2265-nucleotide messenger RNA. It is a transcript of the gene mip130, whose product is annotated as Myb-interacting protein 130. Bases 328 to 2067 code for a protein of 579 amino acids. The transcript has 2 exons. NCBI's taxonomy places the organism in Eukaryota, Metazoa, Arthropoda, Insecta, Coleoptera, Tenebrionidae. Gene Ontology annotation, molecular function: DNA binding. Gene Ontology annotation, cellular component: nucleoplasm; transcription repressor complex. Gene Ontology annotation, biological process: DNA-templated transcription; regulation of cell cycle; regulation of transcription by RNA polymerase II. The record is from RefSeq and is a predicted model, not a curated record.